AUGCCGCCGAAAACUAGUGGUAAAGCCGCCAAGAAGUCUGGUAAGGCACAGAAAAACAUCUCCAAGUCGGAUAAGAAGAAGAAGAAGCACAAGAGGAAGGAGAGUUACGCCAUCUACAUCUACAAGGUGCUCAAGCAGGUGCAUCCCGAUACUGGUAUAUCCAGUAAAGCGAUGUCCAUAAUGAACUCUUUCGUUAACGACAUCUUCGAACGCAUAGCCGCAGAGGCCUCGCGCUUGGCUCAUUACAACAAGCGUUCGACUAUUACUUCACGGGAAGUGCAGACCUCCGUGAGACUGCUGUUGCCCGGUGAACUCGCCAAGCACGCCGUGUCAGAGGGCACCAAGGCAGUCACCAAAUACACCAGCUCCAAGUAA
This is a messenger RNA of Parnassius mnemosyne (clouded apollo), 375 nucleotides long. The record is from the annotation of a GenBank genome assembly. NCBI's taxonomy places the organism in Eukaryota, Metazoa, Arthropoda, Insecta, Lepidoptera, Papilionidae.